CUUUAAGUAGAUACACGACGUAAAGUGUGUACAUAUUAGUUACUAUUAUUUGUGGUAAAGGGCACACCAAAUGACGAAUCCGCAUAUAAUACGAAAAUAAACUAUUUUAAUAUCAAUAGAGGAAAAAAUUGUAAAAACCAGACGCAGAGAUGUUUGUCAGUAAAGUUGUGUUCUGUAUAGUGCUCGUGGAAAUAAUAAAUGGACAAAAUAUUGGAACAAGAAAACCGAACGUCACCGCAACUUUAAGAGCGCUACAUCCAAGAGGAUUACGCGUUUAUAUAACUGGGGAUGUGGACACAAACGUUGUAAUUUUUAAUGGGAAGCUGUAUGGAUUAAUGGAAAAUGGGAUAAAGCAAGUAUGGGGAACUGCGAUAAAGCAAGCUAGUGGUGGAUGGUUAUUUGAAGAUCCAAAUUUGACUUUGAAUGUAGGAAGUAUGAUAAGCUAUCGGAUAUUUUUACCGGAUCAGUUUACUCAAUUUUUAAAGGAAAACGAUAAAAAUUCUUAUAAAUUGAAGGGAUUUGAAACGGAUAUUUUGACCUUUCAAGUGUCAGUUCUGGAAGACCCUUCGGCACCUGAACCGAAUUGUGUACCAACUAGGACCAGGGUUCGAGGUAGACAAUACGUAUGUGGCGGUGAGGUCAUUUUUGAAGACAAUUUUGACACGUUGCGAGAAGAUUUAUGGCAGGUCGAGCAGUAUAUACCUGUCGAUCACCCUGAUCACCCAUUCGUAUCGUUUCAAAGGCUAACCUCAGAUCCAAAUGUGUUCGUGGAAAACGGGACUUUGCACAUUGUUCCCAAACUACAGGAGAACUUACUAAGAGGACAGGAAUCCAUUUUAUCCGGGAAUCUAGAUCUAAGUGAUGGUUGUACAAGAAAAAUGUGCUCAAAAAAAGCUUUUGGACCGGAUAUUCUACCGCCGAUUGUGAGCGGACGCUUGACCAGCUAUCUCUUUUCCUUCAAAUAUGGGAUCGUUUAUGUGAGGGCCAAGGUACCAAAAGGAGAUUGGUUGUAUCCAGAAAUUCUUCUUGAGCCACUGUUAACAAAAUACGGUGGUACAUUCGGCGGUAAAUUUUCUUUGCCUGAAAUUUUAAAAAUUGCGUUAGCUGAUGGAAAUCGAGUGAAUAACGAGGACUACGCCCUGGUGUACCAGAUAUUUAACAGAUCGAAGUUAGGGCUUGGAAAUUGCGGUGCCACUAAGACGGAGUCGACCACUCGAUUCAAUCAUGACUUUUGGGGUGACGAUUUUCACGAGUUUGCACUCCGAUGGACGCCAGACGAAAUAAUGCUUACUGUGGAUGGGGAUAAAUACUUCUACUGGGAACGUCCAUCCCUUUGCGAAGACAUCACGUCUGCUUUCGACUACCUCCAUCUAACUUUGGGCGUGGCUGUCGGGGGUGCUGGCGAGUUCCCUGAUAACUCGAGCACUGACAACGGCAAGCCCAAGCCUUGGCGUAACGGUGACCCUAAGGCGAGUCUCCGGUUUUGGGAGGAACGACACUCCUGGUUACCAACAUGGACGCAGCCAAGCUUGAUCGUUGACUAUAUUAAAGUUGUUGCUUUAUAAAGCUAUCGCAAUUUAAAAGAUCGGUCAAGUGCGAGCUGGAUUCGCAUACGAAGGACAAACCGACACGUUUUCGAUUUAUAAUGCGGGUAGUUAUGCCUACUCUGUAUGAUACUGAUUCAGGCCAGGUUUAAAUAAAGCAACAAAGAAAACAUUAAGUAACUUGUAUUUUAUUUACACUUAUCUAGAAAUUAUUGCUAGAUAUUAAGCCGGUCCAUG
This is a messenger RNA of Maniola jurtina (meadow brown), 1781 nucleotides long. Its product is annotated as beta-1,3-glucan-binding protein-like. Bases 150 to 1565 code for a protein of 471 amino acids. Gene Ontology annotation, biological process: carbohydrate metabolic process. Gene Ontology annotation, molecular function: carbohydrate binding; hydrolase activity, hydrolyzing O-glycosyl compounds. NCBI's taxonomy places the organism in Eukaryota, Metazoa, Arthropoda, Insecta, Lepidoptera, Nymphalidae. The transcript has 9 exons. The record is from RefSeq and is a predicted model, not a curated record.